Peronospora matthiolae is the source of this 555-nucleotide messenger RNA. Lineage: Eukaryota; Oomycota; Peronosporomycetes; Peronosporales; Peronosporaceae. The record is from the annotation of a GenBank genome assembly.
AUGGACUUCAUCAUUGGGAUUUUACCGGAUGAGAAGAAUCCCACGGGCGUCUUGGUUUUUGCGGAUCGAUUUAGCAAGAUGAUGCACUUUGCUCCAGUCUCCGCGCACAUUACAGCGGAGACGACCGCGCAGAUCUUCAUCGAUCUCAUAUUUCGACAUCACGGCUUGCCUGAAUCAAUUGUUUCGGACCGCGACCCGCGCUUUACAUCAGCUUUUUGGGCAACGUUGUUUCAACUAUUGGGCACGCGUUUGCUUAUGUCUACGGCGGCCCAUUCAGAAACGGAUGGGCAAACGGAGCGCGUCAAUCGAGUGCUUGAAGAUGUACUGCGCAGUUAUGCGACAUCGUUCACGUCGUGGAGUUUAUUCCUUCCACUCGCCGAAUUUGCAAUCAACAAUGCAAUCGAUGCGUCAACAGGAUUGACGCCAUUUUUCGUGAGCACCGCGAGGCACCCUCGCGUUCCAGCGCUUCUUGCUCUCUCAGAUUCACCACACACAGUUUCUACGCUUGGUGGGGGAGUAUCUGCCGAUGACACUACGCGAAAAUUUGAUGAUUGA